AUGGGGGCCAAGCCCACCGAUUCCAAGCUCGGUCAUAGUGUGAUUGAGAUAACAAGAUGGCUUUUGUGUCUGACCCUGUUCCUUUCCACUCACAACCCAUUUUUGAUAUCGCUUCGCCCGUCUCAACCCCCCGCUUCUUCGUCUUCUUUGGUCCCCACCAUUGAUAUCUCCCCAUAUCUUCUAAACCCCACUAGCCAAGCGGCAGGUGAUGUCUGCCAGGCUAUUCGUGCGGCAUGUUUACACACGGGCUUCUUCCAGAUCAUUGGCCAUGGCGUUCCUACGUCUACCUUGACUGACGCCUUUGAGGCCUCGCGUCGUUUCUACGCGCUGCCACUGGAGCAGAAACAGAAGCUCGAUAUCACGAAGCAAAUUGGCUUCCGUGGAUAUGACGGGAUAGGCACUCAGUCGUAUGGUCCGGAUACCUUGCCUGAUCUGAAAGAGAGUUUCUUCAUUGGUCGUGAUGUCUCGCCAUCGGAUCCAAGAUAUGGCCGCAUACUUACGGGCUCCAAUGUCUGGCCUGAGUUUGACGUGCUCCCGGCAGCCGCCUUCAAAGAGCCCGUGGAAGCAUACUUCUCAGCCCUGAUGAAUCUCACAUUUAAGAUCCUAGAGAUACUCUCGCAAACUCUACCAUACGGUGGAGGGAUCUUCGACCAGUUUGUGCGUGAUCCUGCUGCGCCUAUGCGUUUGCUACACUACCCGCCCACCGUGAGACCAAUUGACGCCGCCGCCGACGAAAAGCAGCUCGGUGCUUCAGCGCACACGGACUUCGGGGCCAUUACUCUUCUUUUGCAAGAUAGCAUUGCUGGAUUACAGGUGCGCGACCCUGAAACAGGUGACUGGGUAGACGUACCGCCGCGUGAAGAUUCCUUCGUUGUCAACAUCGGUGACAUGAUCACCCGUUGGACUGCGGGCGAGUAUAAGAGCAGCGUUCAUCGGGUUAUCAAUCGUUCCGGUGCGGAUCGGUACUCUAUUGCAUUCUUCUUCGAUGGAAAUAUUGACUGUCCGCUUGAUCCUCUCGAUGGGACAACACCUACUGGCGGGUCUGUUACAGUUGAGCAACACAUGAUUGAGUGUUUACGCUCAUCGUAUGCGAAGAAGUAG
This is a messenger RNA of Penicillium pulvis, 1101 nucleotides long. RefSeq names its product isopenicillin N synthase family dioxygenase. Gene Ontology annotation, molecular function: dioxygenase activity. Bases 1 to 1101 code for a protein of 366 amino acids. NCBI's taxonomy places the organism in Eukaryota, Fungi, Ascomycota, Eurotiomycetes, Eurotiales, Aspergillaceae. The transcript is spliced from 3 exons. The record is from RefSeq and is a predicted model, not a curated record.